CUGAAUUGGUCACCGCGCGGUCGUCGUGGAGCAGGGCGGCGGGCUCUUACGUGGACAAGUAAGUCGGAAGUUUUUGGCCACGGGAUAGGCUCUCAAAGGCGUUCUUGGUCUCCAGCUGUUUUUUCCAAAGACGGGCCACGGACUUUCAGAUCUUUGCUGCCAUUCGCAAUGAACACGCCGUGUGAAUGAGUCCUCCCCCUUAUAGACGCACGCACUGUUUUCCUUGGAUCGUGGCGCGCGCGUGGCUAGCACGCUGCCGACUGCCACCGCCUGCGCCCUUCAUGGGCUCGCCUUCCGGCGCACGGGCUUGACUUGACCUCUCCCUCGCCUUUUCUCCUCUCCCUCCCUCCUCUCCUCUCCCUCCCUCCCCUCCCUCCCUCCACCUUUUUUCUCGUGGGCUUCGCGGAAUCGCCUGUGUACUGUGGCUCCCACAGGCUUGGAACCUGUGUAUGGUUGUUACCGGUCCUCCAGACUGGAGCCCUCCCUCCCCCCUCUUCACGACGGCGAGCCCGAGGGCGAGCACGAUCACGAGCACGCACGACGACGCCGGCGACCUCCAGGUGCACCUGCUCGGCCCAGGACUCCGCGCUCCUGCCCGCCCGGCGCCUGGCCGUGCUCGACUUCUACGCCUCGGCGCUCCAGGCUCGGCUGCGCGCGGGAGAGUGGCCCUUCGCCGGAGUGGCCCUUGGCGCUGGCCCACGGGGGCGCCCCGAUCGCCGAGCGCGACGCGACAGCCGCGUCGUGCGCGCUCGUGUUCGGUGCCCCCGCGGCCCCUCCGAGAGCCGCGCACCCCGGGGUCACUCUUGCCCGGGGUCACGCUCGCGUGCAGCCGGCAGGAGUACAGCGACAAGGAGCUGACCGCGCUCCUCCAGGUCGCCAAGGGUGGCGGCGAGCUGGUCGGGGAUUCGCUCGCCGUCGUGGAGAGGUGGGGCAGAUACAAGGAGGUGCAGAUCCACGGCGAGAUCCGCUGGGACACGAACGUAAGUGCCCUCGUCGUUAACGACAGGCACCGCGGCGACCCCCUGGUAGAGAAGAUCAGGCAGAAGCUGCCCGCCCCUGUUCGAUGGAUGGAGGACAUGAAGUCCAGGGUUGUCAACAGGGCCGACAGGCUGCAGACGCGGGACAGCUCGGUCAAGCUGAACUCCCUCUACGAAGACUCUCAGAGCAGCACAACCAGCAUCUGAAGCGCUCGGCGUAUGCGCGUUUUUUUUGUUGCUGUUGUUGUCCAGCCCUUCGGUUGCCACACUUCAGGGCCUAUUGGUCGGCGGAUUUCUGGCAUUGCAGCGCUGCUCUCAGAUCUCCGACGAUCUGACUUUUUCACAUGUUGGCGGAUGUCCGGGCGCACAUUUAGGAGGGCCGGGUUCUGCUGGGCCGUUGCCAGAAGCGCCCGUCUGACCAGAGGGUUCCCGGGCUGCCGCUUCCAGCUCGGCGCUGCUGCAGCUUCUCCUGGGCCCCACCGCUGCACGCUCAGGACUCCUGGGGCUGCCGGUGUGAUCUCCCUCUUCGCCUCAGCGCUGCGCUGAUGUUCCCGGUGUUUUUUUUUUUGUUUGUGCGACCGCGGGGCCCGGUCGGACCGGAGCCAGGCCGCGCGCGGGAUCCGCGCUCCGAAGGGGGCAGCGUGCCGCGCGAGUGAGAGCUGCGGCGUGCGAGGACAGGUCGUGCGCUCGAGGAGUCAGACGGUGACAAUCGAAUCUUAGAUAUCUACAUACACGAAUGGGCCUGCGGCACAGGCAGAGCGGAGGCCAGGCCCGCCGGCGGAGGGCCAGGCCCAACGGCGAGACGCCGACGCUCAUCCCUGCGGUGACUUCCGGCUGGCGAUUUAGCCUGCGCAGAGACGUUUAUGUUAUAGCGUUCUUCGCCC
This is a messenger RNA of Prorocentrum cordatum, 1861 nucleotides long. Lineage: Eukaryota; Dinophyceae; Prorocentrales; Prorocentraceae. The record is from the annotation of a GenBank genome assembly.